Molecule: messenger RNA, 3147 nt
Organism: Elgaria multicarinata webbii
Lineage: Eukaryota; Metazoa; Chordata; Lepidosauria; Squamata; Anguidae
Product: zinc finger protein 665-like
Exons: 6
Coding region: 148-2817 (889 amino acids)
Biological process (GO): regulation of transcription by RNA polymerase II
Cellular component (GO): nucleus
Molecular function (GO): DNA-binding transcription factor activity, RNA polymerase II-specific; RNA polymerase II transcription regulatory region sequence-specific DNA binding
Source: RefSeq, a predicted model, not a curated record
GAAAGCAGCCUGGGAGGUUUGCAUGGUGUUUGCAUCUGCAAGCCUCUUUUCCCCUGCAGAGGAGCAGUUCCUACAGGGAAGUCCUUGCCUGAAGAGAGGAAUUGGGAGCAAAGCAAGGAGACCUUUUGAGUCCUGUUGAUAGCAUAGAUGGAGAAGAGAGUGAAGAUGGAAGAGCAAAACUUUGCAGCAAAAGGCCCCCGUAUCAUCCGGGAAGGGAGCAGUGCAGAGCCCUGGGAAGGAAGAGUGCAGGAGAACCAUCCUGGGAGCAGCACCAGCUCAGACGUGGAGCGCCAGCACUUCAGGGAGUUCUGUUUCCAGGAAGCCAAAGGGCCCCGUGAGGUUUGCAGCCAAAUCCACCACCUUUGCUGUCAGUGGCUGAAGCCAGAAAUGCUCACAAAAGCUGAGAUGCUGGACCUGGUGGUCCUGGAGCAGUUCCUGGCUGUCCUGUCCCCGGAGAUGGAGAGCUGGGUCAGAGAAUGUGGAGUGGAGACCAGUUCCCAGGCGGUGGCCCUGGCAGAAGGCUUCCUCCUGAGCCAGGCGGAGGACAAAGAGCAGGUGCAACUGAUGUUGGUGAAUGCAUCCACAUAUUCCCCUGAGGCAGAGGAGGCUCCAUCAGGCACCACACAGAGGCCGCUGGACGGGUGGAUCUUGCAGGAGGGUGAUGGAGGUCCCUCCUCACUGGGGAAUGAAGAGACCUUCAAAGAGGGUGAACUGACUCCUAGGCCUCCUUCGCUUUGUGGUGUUGAGGAAGCGGUUUCUGCGCAGCCUGGGCAGGGUUUGGUGACCUUUGAGGAGGUGGCCGUGCAUUUCUCGGAAGAGGAGUGGGCUCUGCUGGAUCCAGGCCAAAGGACUCUGCACAAGGAAGUCAUGGAGGAGAAUCGUGGGAUCCUGGCCUCUCUGGGUGAUCUCAGAGACAGCAAGAAAAAAGGUGUACACCAGAGAUGGAAAAUGGAAACUGAAGAAAAGUGGGGAAACAAAUCCAUUUCUAUUGAAGGGUCAGACGUCUGUGAAAGUCCAUUAGUAGAACAAUCAAGGAAAAGGAAUAUUCACAAUAGGCAGACACAGUGGAAAAGCUCUCAGUAUAUAGAGACGCAGAAGAUACACCUUACCAAACGUCAAAGAUUUCACUCAGGGGAGAAAAGUUUUCAGUGCUUAGAGUGUGAGAAGAAAUUCAGUUGCAACUCAAAACUUAACUUGCAUAAAAGAAUUCACACAGGGGAGAAGCCCUAUAAAUGUUCUGAAUGUGGAAAGGGUUUUACUCUACGCUGGAAUCUUAAAGAACAUCAAUAUAUCCACACAGGCAAGAAGCCCUUUAAAUGCCGUGAAUGUGGAAAGGGUUUUGCUCAGAGCAGGAAACUGAAAGUCCAUGAAUAUAUCCACACAGGGGAGACACCCUUUAAAUGCUCUGAAUGUGGAAAGGGCUUCACUGAGUGCAGGUAUCUUAAACAGCAUGAAAGCAUUCACACAGGGGAGAAGCCCUUUAAAUGCUCUGAAUGCGGGAAGGGUUUCACUGAGCGCAGGUAUCUUAAAGCACAUCAAAGCAUCCACACAGGCAAAAAGGCCUUUAAGUGCUCUGAAUGUGGAAAGGGUUUCACUUUGCGGAAAAGUCUUAAAUUACAUCAAAGCAUUCACACAGGGGAGAAGCCCUUUCAAUGCUCUGAAUGUGGAAAGGGUUUCAAUUUUCGUGUAAAUCUCAGGCAACAUCAAAUUACCCACUCAGGUGAGAAGCCUUAUAAAUGCUCAGAAUGUGGAAAAGGUUUCACUUGUCGUGUAAAACUCAGGCAACAUCAAAUUAUUCACACAGGGGAGAAGCCCUUUAAAUGCUCUGAAUGUGGAAAGGGUUUCAGCAGGAGCUGUAGCCUUAAACAGCAUCAAAGCAUUCACACAGGGGAGAAGCUCUUUAAAUGUUCUGAAUGUGGAAAGGAUUUUACUCAGCGCUGGAAUCUUAAAGUACAUCAAAAUGUCCACACAGAGGAGAAGCCAUUUAAAUGCUCUGAAUGUGGAAAGGGUUUCACUGAGCGCAGGAAUCUUGAAGUACAUCAAAAUAUACAUAGAGAGGAGAAGCCCUAUAAAUGCUCUGAAUGUGGAAAGGGUUUCAGAAGUCGCUCUAGCCUUAAACGGCAUCAACGCAUUCACACAGGGGAGAAGCUCUUUAAAUGCUCUGAAUGUGGAAAGGGUUUCAGCAGUAGCUCUAUUCUUAAACGGCAUCAAAGCAUUCACACAGGGGACACGCCCUAUAAAUGCUCUGAAUGUGAAAAGGGUUUCAGCAGUAGCUCUAGCCUUAAACGGCAUCAAAGCAUUCACACAGGCAAAAAGCUCUUUAAAUGCUCAGAAUGUGGAAAGGGUUUCACUCGGAGCGGGUAUCUUAAAGCACACCAAAAUAUUCACACAGGUCAGAAGCCCUUUAAAUGCUCUGAAUGUGGAAAGGGUUUCACUGAUCGCAGGAAUCUUGAAGUACAUCAAAAUAUACAUAGAGAGGAGAAGCCCUAUAAAUGCUCUGAAUGUGGAAAGGGUUUCAGAAGUCGCUCUAGCCUUAAACGGCAUCAAAUCAUUCACACAGGGGAGAAGCCCUAUAAAUGCUCUGAAUGUGGAAAGGGUUUCAGCAGUAGCUCUAGCCUUAAACGGCAUCAAAGCAUCCACACAGGCAAAAAGCUUUUUAAAUGCUCAGAGUGUGGAAAGGGUUUCACUCGGAGCGGGUAUCUUAAAGUACAUCAAAAUAUUCACACACUUGAGAAGCCCUUUAAAUGCUCUGAAUGUGGAAAGGGUUACAGUUCCAGCACAAACCUUAACAACCAUCACAGAAUCCAUAUAGGCUAGAAGCCCUAUCAGUGCUCAGAGUGCAGAAAGAGCUCUGCUCACAGCGCACACCUCAAACGUCAUCGAAGAAUUCACACAGAGGCAACGCCGUAGAAGUGCUCAGAGUUUGUAAAGCAUUUUAAUCAGACAUUGCACCUUGCCUCACAUCAAAUGAUCCACAAAUGCUCUGUAUGUGGAAAGCACUUUUGUCAGUGCUCAUGCUGUAACUUGCAUCCAUGCAGAAGAAAAGCCUUUUCAAAGCUCCAUGUGGAAAGGGUUUGCUCUUGCAGCUCAGACUUCAAGCAAGCUGGGAGAAUGGGCAUCCAAAUGGCAGAUGCGGUUCAAUGGAAG